ACAAGUGCGCCUCCCUUCCCUGCUGUUUAGCGUAUUCAUAGUUAGGGGUUUGGGCUCGGCUGUUUUUAAAAAGCCACGGCAGCUCUCCGGUUGAUCAGUCUGCUCAGGAGAACUUGUGCCGGAGAAAGUACCAGAGGAGUCCGGUCUGAGGAGAGGAAACCAGCUGACACACUCUGUGCCGAGAACUCUUUGCUCCUGCAGAGGACCGAGGACCUCCGGGGGGAGACACCGCCGCUGUGACCGUCCACUCAGCUGCACUUUAUUAUCAUUAUCAUUAAUAAUAUUCAUAUUAAUCUUAUUUUAAUUUAGCUUCAGCUGAACUCUUGGAUGAAAAACCUCAGGCAUUAGCUUUAAAAAUCGGAUUAUCUGCCUAAAGCACUGUGGUCAUUAGACCAGCCCCCCCCACCACCACCACCCCACUCCUCCUCCUCCUCCACCUUUUGCUCGCAGGUUUUAUUCUCUGACUGCAGAGAAACACCACAACAAUGAUUGGGAUUUUUUGCCCGCUGCUGACACUCGUCCUCGGCCUGUCCGGGGGUUCGGGCUCGUUCGUGCCGUGCGAGCCGUGCGACCAGAAAGCCAUGUCCAUGUGCCCUCCGGUACCGGUCGGCUGCCAGCUGGUCAAGGAGCCGGGCUGCGGCUGCUGCCUGACGUGCGCGCUGGCCGAGGGGCAUGCGUGCGGUGUUUACACCGGGACGUGCACGCAGGGACUCCGCUGCCUGCCGAGGAGCGGCGAGGAGAAGCCGCUGCACGCCCUUCUGCACGGCAGAGGAGUGUGCACCAACGAGAAAGGAUACAAGCCCGCUCACGCGCCGAUAGAUCGUGAGUCUCGAGAGCACGAGGAAACCAUGACCACAGACAUCACAGAGGAGUUCCAGCCCGCAAAGGUACCGCUCCUCCCCAAGGACAUCGUCAACAGUAAAAAAGUUAAUGCACUGCGCAAGGAGCAGAAGAGGAAGCUGGGAAGGCAGCGUUCAAUGGGCUCCGCCGUCGACUACCCCACCCUGCCCAUCGACAAACACGAGCCUGAGUUUGGUCCAUGCAGAAGGAAACUGGACGGAAUACUUCAGCAGAUGAAGGACACGUCCCGUGUGUUGGCUCUGUCUCUGUACCUUCCUAACUGUGACAGGAAAGGGUUCUUCAAGCGAAAGCAGUGUAAACCGUCACGCGGCCGAAAACGAGGCAUCUGCUGGUGUGUGGAUAAGUACGGUAUCCAGCUGCCCGGGACGGACUACAGCGGCGGAGACAUUCAGUGUAAGGACCUGGAGAGCAGUAACAAUAACGAGUGAGGCGGGGAGGACCACCUUUGACCCCUGUCCCUCAUCCCCUAACUUCCACAUAACCACGACACCUCCUGACUGAACACCACCCGUACGCUCCGCCCUUCGUUCACUUCGUUCAAUUCACAAGAAUUAUUUCUUUUUGAAUUGGGGAAAAAAAAGAUAGAAAAAAAGUCGACCAAGCACUCGUCUCCACACAAGGAGAAACGUCUCCCAAUAUUCUACAGUUAUCUUGACUUUUGUUCAAAGGAUCCCUCGAGCUGGUCCCCCCCGUCUGCAGAGCCACGCAAAUUUAUUCAGACGCUAUCUUUUCUAGAGGCAGGAGGUUUUUUGUACAAAAAUACUUUCUAUAAUUUAAACUAACAAAUUAUUUAGAGGAGAAGCAUUAGGCACACUGAUUGGAAAGAGAUCAGCUCCAAGCUGCGGAACCUGACGCCUCCGUGGAACUGAGGAACCAACGACAUGUGAUCGGGACACUGUGUGACAGUGGACUCUAUCUGGACACGUGGGUCAGAGCACUUAUCAAACAGGGAACCUUCUCAGAUGUGUACUGAGUAUUUUUACAAAAUGAUGCAUGUUUGUACGUGUGUGUGUGUGUGUGUGUGUACAGUGUAUGUGUCGUGUACUGAUGGAGUGAGCCUCAAAACAAAGAAUGUCUUGAUAUAUGUCCUUCUUCAAUGUUCUAAAUAUUAGCGUUAGCACAGCUCGCCGUCGUCCCGGGCGUGGCCCAGAACUACGUCUCCAGACUCAGAGCUUUCAUAAACGUGUCGUGAACGGACGGUUCAGGAUGAUCCUGGUGUGAACGGCUCGUCGACAUUGUUGGUACCUUGAUAUACCAUCCGUGCCUAUUUCAACUCAACUCCAUGCAAAGAGAGAGAGAGCUCACCCCUAGUGGUGAAAGAUUGACACUCAGCUGAGGUGUUUGGACUCGGACUGAACCAAACUCUGUGUCCAGCCCAGUCGCCCAGAUUUGGAGCAUUGUAUGGGCCGUUUUCUUUGCCUUCAGUGAAGUGAAGACCCUCCCCCCUCCCCCCUUUGACCUCUCACACUUUUGAGCCAUGUUUCUUUAUCAAGUCGCCCCCCCCCGUAGCGCUACUGCAGUUUAAUCAUUGUGUAUACCUUUCAAUAUAGUUAUUGAAUGUUUAUUUGUAGAAACGAAGUUUGUUAACUGUAAUUGUUCUUGUAAAAAAAAAAAAAAAGACUUGUAAAAAAUUUUUAAA
Cynoglossus semilaevis (tongue sole) is the source of this 2500-nucleotide messenger RNA. RefSeq names its product insulin-like growth factor binding protein 5b (gene igfbp5b). The coding region runs from base 486 to 1289 and encodes 267 amino acids. Gene Ontology annotation, cellular component: extracellular region. Gene Ontology annotation, biological process: regulation of insulin-like growth factor receptor signaling pathway. Gene Ontology annotation, molecular function: fibronectin binding; insulin-like growth factor II binding; insulin-like growth factor I binding. Lineage: Eukaryota; Metazoa; Chordata; Actinopteri; Pleuronectiformes; Cynoglossidae. The transcript has 4 exons. The record is from RefSeq and is a predicted model, not a curated record.